Messenger RNA from Lodderomyces orthopsilosis Co 90-125, 2676 nucleotides. RefSeq names its product dynamin-related GTPase. The coding region runs from base 1 to 2676 and encodes 891 amino acids. The record is from RefSeq and is a predicted model, not a curated record. Gene Ontology annotation, molecular function: GTP binding; GTPase activity; microtubule binding. The transcript has a single exon. NCBI's taxonomy places the organism in Eukaryota, Fungi, Ascomycota, Pichiomycetes, Serinales, Debaryomycetaceae. Gene Ontology annotation, cellular component: cytoplasm; microtubule; membrane.
AUGAUACCUAUACUUAAUAGACGACUAAUAUCGAACCCACGUUGCAUCGCCAACAAGAGGUUUCUUCUCAUAAGACCCACCCUAAGAAACACAUCCAAGUUUAUACCCUAUCAUCAUCGUCAUCACCACAAUAAUGGCGUAUUAAUUCCCACAAGAAAUAUUGGAUUCAUCAAAGUUUUGGCAAAGGCAACGAGGUUACCAGCAUAUAUAGGGGGAGGAAUGGCUGCUGGUGGAACCUACAUUGCAUACAAAGUUGAACAAGCUAGCUCAUACACCCAAGAUCAAUUAAGUCGGUUUAAGGACUUUACUGAUGGGGUUUUUGAUAAAACGGGAGAGUUUUUUAAAAGUAUGAGUGGUGGGGAUAAUGGAAGUGGCGGAGAUUCAAGUAGUAGUGGCAGCGGUAGUGGAGGUGGAGAUGAUGCUGCUACUGCGAUAGGGGCAACUGCAGCAGCUGUUGGUCUCACCAGUGAUGAUGAAGAUGAGACGGUAGUGGAAGAAGAUGAAGACGACAUGGAAACACUCAUUGAAGAAGAUGACGAAGACUUUGAAGGACCCGAUGAGACCGAUGACAAUAUGUUGAAUCUCACUCGUCAAAUGAUUGAGAUAAGAAACUUGUUAGCAAGCAUAGAUCACGAUGGAAUCAAAUUGCCUUCGAUUGUAGUUAUUGGCUCACAAUCUAGUGGUAAAUCAUCUGUCUUGGAGAGUAUUGUUGGACAAGAGUUUUUGCCAAAAGGUUCUAACAUGGUCACAAGAAGACCUAUUGAGUUAACAUUGGUAAAUACACCGGAGUCGGCAUCAAAUGUUGCUGAAUUGCCUGCUUUGAAAAUUAACAACUUGACAGAUUUUACUCAAUUACAAAAGAUCUUAUAUGAUUUGAACAUGGCUGUGCCAGAGACUGAAUGUAUUUCAAACGAUCCAAUUCAAGUGACAAUCAGAUCACCAAAGGUACCAGAUUUAUCGUUGGUUGAUUUACCAGGGUAUAUCCAAGUGGAGGCUGCUGAUCAACCUACUGAAUUAAAGAAAAAGAUUAGAGAACUUUGCUUUAAAUACUUGGAACCUCCAAAUGUCAUUUUGGCGAUAUCAGCAGCCGAUGUUGAUUUGGCCAACUCAGCUGCACUAAGAGCCUCAAGAUUGGCUGAUCCUAGAGGUGAGAGAACAAUUGGUGUAAUUACAAAGUUGGAUUUGGUCAGCCCCAAAGAAGCACACCUGAUUUUGACCAACCGUAAAUAUCCAUUGAGAUUGGGAUACGUGGGAGUUAUCACAAAAGCUCCGCAAGCAAAGGGAAAUGCCAGCCUAUUCUCCAGAAACAAAGUAACAGGCUAUCAAGCCUUUGUAGCACAGCAAAACUUCGAACAUAAUUACUUGAAAGAACACAAAGAUGAGUUUUAUGGAACUACAGUUGGUACAAGGAACUUGAAAAAGAAAUUGAUGAAGGUGUUGGAAAAAACCAUGGCAGCAUCUUUAAGACCUACCCAUUUGGCAAUUCAACAAGAGUUAGAAGAAACGUCAUAUCAAUUUAAAGUUGAGUUUAAUGAUCGUCCAUUGACACCGGAAAUGUAUUUGGCAAACAAUAUCGAUAUGUUAAAAUUGGGAACCAAAGAUUUAAGUCACCAUUUUUCUCGUAAUGAAUUGAAAGCUAUAUUGAAGAAUGCUUUGGAUCAGAAAGUAUUGGGUUUGUUAGCAGAAAGGUACUGGAAUAAACCAUUUGAUUUGAACAGUUCCACUAUAGUGGAGCCAAAUUUAAAAGAAUUGACCCAAGCUGUUCAUGAUGAUGAUAUUUACUGGCAUAGAAAAUUAGACUUGGCUUCUGGUUCGUUGACGAAAUUGGGUGUUGGUAGAAUGUCAACAAAUUUGAUCACUAAUGCCCUUUUAACUGAGGUGGAAAAUCUUGUUGACAAUACGCAAUUGAAAAACCAUCCAAUGGCCAAACAGGCAGUUAAAGAUGCGGCGAAAACCGUAUUGAGUGCAAAAUACUACUCAACUGCUGAUCAGGUAGAGAACUGUAUCAAACCAUACAAGUAUGAAGUUGAGAUUGAAGAUCGUGAGUGGGAUGCAUCAAAAGCUAAUGCGGUUUCUUUGCUUAAAGAGGAAAUGAGACAAUGUGACGAAGUUUACAAUGACUUGAAACAUCAUGUUGGUGGACGUAAAUUGCAACAAGUUGUGACUUACUUGGAGAAGUUGAAACAAACCAAAUCGGGAGAUAUUGAUCUUACAUCGAAUGAAACGUUAGGAUUCUCACCAACAUUGAUCCAACGUGGUAAGGAUGCCAUUUUCUUGAAAGAUCGAUUGUCAUUGCUCAAAAUGAGAUACCAGUUUAUCAAGAAUUCAAAGAAAUGUAAGUCGAAAGAAAACAAGUAUCAAUGCCCUGAAAUAUUCCUCGAUGCAGUAGCAACCAAAAUUUCCACCACCGCAAUAUUAUUCUUGAACGUUGAAUUAUUGAGUGAUUUCUAUUACAAUUUCCCACGUGAAUUGGAUGUUAAAUUUUUCACCAAUUUAUCUAAAGAUGAUAUUGAAAGAUUUGCUAAGGAGGAUCUCAAGGUUAAGAAACAUAUUGAGUUACAAGAACGUAAAGAUUUAUUGGAAAAUGCUUUGAGUAAGAUUGAAAGUGUGUUGGCUAUCCAACGUGGACAACUGAAGGAUAAAGAAGAGGAACAUAAAUCAAUCUUCAAGUGGUAG